Molecule: messenger RNA, 866 nt
Organism: Arabidopsis thaliana (thale cress)
Lineage: Eukaryota; Viridiplantae; Streptophyta; Magnoliopsida; Brassicales; Brassicaceae
Product: SWAP/surp RNA-binding domain protein
Exons: 3
Coding region: 1-675 (224 amino acids)
Biological process (GO): RNA processing; mRNA cis splicing, via spliceosome; mRNA processing
Molecular function (GO): RNA binding
Source: RefSeq, marked reviewed
AUGUCGUUAAUCCAUCACGACCCCGAUCUUGAUGGUGAUGUCGAUCCCGAAGCUGAAGACAGAGAUAACUUUCACCUGGAAGAAAUGCUAAACGAGUGGACCGACGAACCACCAAUUCGCCACGACGUGUACCCGGAGAGCGAUGGUGAAGGAGCCGACGACAGUUCCGACAUACAUGUGAGGCGUGGUGAUGGGUUUUUGUACCAAAAGCAGAGUUUCUUCAGUGGAGUUGCGUUCAAAGAGGCGGUUAUAGAUUAUGCUCUGAGAACUGGACAUAAUCCAACAUCUCUUUGGCACUCCAACCACUCUUCCUCGACCACGAGCUUCAGAACUAGAGUUCGUUCGUUCACGACGUCACUGUGGCUCUCGCGGCGUGGCUGUUACUUUCCGGUGGAAAAGAGAUGUCGAGUGAUUUGCAAUCGAACUCCGGCAGAUGUACCUCCGAGGACUAGAUAUUAUGCGGAUAGCUCAGCCCGUUUGGUUUUCAUGGAGGGGCCUGAGAUGGAGAGAAAGAUGAUGACAAGCUAUGCGGGAAACCCAAAGUACUCCUUCUUCUGGAGCUCAGAUCGUUAUCAUGCUUAUUACCAGAAAAAGCUUGCUGGAUACCGUGCGCAGAAUUACAUGAGGGACCUGAGAUCAAACUUAGUGAUUAUGGGAUACCUGAUGUUCCAUUGAGGGUGAGGGUAAGGGAACCACCGCUUCAGAUUCCAAAACCUCCUCCGGGCUUUGCUAGUGACCAGAAGCCGACAAUGAAGUAUCCGCCUCCACCACCUCGCAAGUAUGCAGCUAUACUCCCUGAAUGGAUUACUGGCAAAGAGCUUGAAACUAUCAAGGAAGGGGAUAUGGACGAGAAACAGCAACGAUAG